This is a messenger RNA of Misgurnus anguillicaudatus (oriental weatherfish), 1616 nucleotides long. Its product is annotated as ras-related and estrogen-regulated growth inhibitor-like protein. Gene Ontology annotation, molecular function: GTPase activity; GTP binding. The record is from RefSeq and is a predicted model, not a curated record. Lineage: Eukaryota; Metazoa; Chordata; Actinopteri; Cypriniformes; Cobitidae.
UUUUUUUGCAGUUAAUGUAACUCAUCAAGCAGCAGGAGCGAGCAUGCCUAAGCCCCGCCUCCUCUCCUUAACUUGUUAAGCGCGCAGGAGUGCACGCGCCAGUCAGAUCAGAUCAAUCGCGAGCAUCGCAGACGCAGACAUGACUGGACUGUACAAUCAAAGAAUGGACGCAAACGUCGUCGUACUUGGCACAGAUAAUGUUGGAAAAUCUGCUCUUAUUGUUCGAUUCCUGACUCGUAGAUUCAUCGGGGAAUAUGGAGAUACAGAGUCCCUUUACACUCACAAUGUUGUUGUGGAUGGACGAGAGCAAACUCUGAAUAUUUGGGAUGCACCAUAUUCCCAGCAGGAUCUGUCACCUGUGUCCCUCACGUGUGAGAAAAGAGUCCAGUGGGCAGAUGGCUUUGUGCUGGUCUACAGUAUCUGUGACCGAGCCAGUUUCAAUGCUGUCCCAAGACUUAUUCAAACCAUUAAAAGCAAUAAAGACAUUCUUGGCUAUGAGAAGAUACCCAUUGUUAUUGUAGGAAACAAAAGGGAUCUGCAUCAUCGUCGUACGGUCCUCAGCGAGGAGGGGAGGCUGCUGGCGCUCUCUGCAGACUGUCAGUUCUAUGAGGUUUCAGCUGCUGAGAAUUACCACAGCGUUCUCGUGGUUUUUCAUGGGCUGGUGGAUCGUAUCAGGGAGUCAAGAAUGUCUGUGAAGAAGUUAGCAGGCAUUAAGGGCAUUGUGAAGAGCAUGUCUGCUGUGUUCGCCCGCAGGCGAACAGAUUCGCUCUGAAGCUGAUGGGAGACCUGGCGAUGAAGCUUAUGUGGUCUGAUGUGACCUGUUUAAGAUGCCAAUUAGAGGGACUCACAGGUUGGGCUUAAGCCAUUGUUGGCACAAGCUCGCACGACGGUCCAGAAUAUCAGACUACAGCUGGGCCUUACAAGUGGGCAGCUACCAGAGGAGUGUUGUUCAGGGAAUUUAAGACCUAGUGUGUCUUCUAAAGUGAUGGCUUCUGUUGAGAACGUGACAGCAGUUCUUAAGAAAAUGCUAAAUCUGCAAAUUAUUUCAUGCAAAAGUGGAGUAGCACUGUAUUUUUGCUUUAAGCAGAAAAGAUGGCAAUGCAAAAGCUGGUAAACACUGGUGCAUGUUUAUUUUGUGAGUCAGUGCUACUCUGCUGACGUGCUGUGGUCUAAAAAUGUAAGAAGCAGAAGCAAUGCAACAUUGUCUUUUGCAACAUUUAUCAAACACAGCAAGUCUGCCACACUAGAAAUAUUGUAUCAUCAUCCAGCUGUCAUUAGUUCAAGGUCAUGUUGCAGGUAAAUAACAAUGGACUGUUUAAAGAUACAGUACUGUAUUAACCCUCUACAUGCACCCCGAUUUACAUGACAUCAUAGUACUGUACAGCUUCUGCUCCGAGGCUGUGCAAGUGCUGUAUAAUGCAGAAUGUUCACGUGUAUUGAUUUCUUGACCACGUAAUGUUUAAAACUUCAAUAAACCAAAAAUGAUACAAUGAACUAAACCUAAUGAAGAGUUCCCAUGAGUGUCACUGUACAGUAAGAUGUUAUAAUCACUAGUAAAUUAAUAUUCUGUAUUUGUAACAGAUACAAAUAAAUUAAAUACUUUGUUAUCACCAAAA